AUGAAAAUAUUCGGAGGUGUAUUAUUAUUGGUGGUAUAUUAUAUAUCUCUAACCUUUUCUCUUUCUACUACAAAUAUAUUGUAUGUUGAUCCAUCAAAUAUUAAUUCAUGUACGAUUAAAGUAGCAGACUGUGGUACUUCUGCUAAACCUUUUACAACAAUUGGUGAUGCGGUCACUACGGCCAUGCAAGGUAGUACCUCUGAGAUAUCGACCAACUACAACUGGGUCAUAUUGGUCAAUCCAGUGCCAUCGUAUGUUGGAACUCAAAACACUGGAAUCAACCUCCAACUUGCAAAAGGGUCGUCCAUCGAACUACGUUCAAUCACUGCUGCCACUAUUACCGUUGACUGUCAAGGUUCUGGAUACUUUAUGAAUGUUCGUGAUACCUCUCACAUCAAGAUGAACAAUUUCCUAGUCAAGAAUUGUAAUGCCAAUAUAGGUGGUGCCAUGUCUAUUGUCCAGUCAUCUGCUACUCUCACCAAUUGUAACUUUUUAAACAACAAGGCUUCAAUUGGUGGUGCCCUUUACAUUGACCAAUGCCAAUCUAUUAUCAUCUCUGGCACCAAGUUUGAUGGAAACCAAGCCAGUGAACGUGGACCUGCCUUUGAUGUCACCAACACGCCAACAGUCGAAUUGUAUGGUGUUGAAUUUCCAAAUGUCGAACAAACAUUUUCAUGUCGUCAAUCUUCUGUCGUUGCAGAUACCAUCGUUGCAUCAUCAACAGCCACUGCCAUGUGUGACAAUCAAUGUUCAUUCUCGAGAGGUGGUAAUGUCCUGUGCCACCGUACCAUUGAUACUAUCAUUGGUAACAUCGCUAUUCAAUCUACCUCGUUUUGUCUCCCAUCUAGAAACGCUGCCCAAUGCGAAACUCGUUGUCAAUCAACUACUGAUAGUUGUCUUUCAUGUGAUUCAUGUCCAUGUUUCAUGUCUGGAGUAUUUGUGACCACCACCGCUGGGACCUGUACCAAAUCAAGAUUCAUCUCACCGACCAUCAACUUUGAUGAUUUGUUGCCAGGUAUUACAGACAAGGUCACCAUUGAUAUCAUCGCCUAUGUCACUGUUCCAAAGUCUGGUUUUUACAGCUAUUCCACUCAUAGUACCCAUCUUGGUCUGUCACUUCAAGUAGAUUCUCGUAUGAUGCUAUCGUCCAACUACCAAAGAGAAUCUUGGUCAUCCAACCGUACCAUUUACCUCGAAGAGAAACAUCCACAUGCUCUCUCUUUCCAACUCACCUCGCCAGUUUCAUCACUUGUUCUCAAAAGAUCAUUUGCAUUUUCCUUUGACAAUAACCAAGGGAUCGAAAUAUUCUACAGUCGUUCAAUGUGUGGAGAUGGUAUAUUCCAUUUAGGUACUACUGACUGUAUUCAUGAUACGAAUGUUGUACCAACCAGUGGAGCACCAUCUUGUGGUGACAAUAUUUGUAAUGAAAACAAUCCAAAUGAUUGUUUCAAAGAUUGUUAUUCACACAUAACACCAAUAUGUGAUGCUCGUAAAGUUCCAAAGAACCAUAUUGCUCCUGGAUUUAUUACUCAAGGUGAUACUCUUGGUGCCAUCAUUGACAACCAAAUGAUAUGGCAUCUUCCAGGCUCAGAGCACAUGACCACUGCCAUAGAUAUUGUCUCUGGAGAACAUGCUAGCGACCCUAUAUUCUACUUUGGAUACUGUACCGACAGUGAUAUCAAUCUUAUUCAAGAUGUAUACCGUGGAGCUGUCUAUGAGCUGCCAAAAGAAUUAGUUGGAAAAAUGCUUCCCCAAUGUACAUUCGAUACCUCCACAACCACCCAUUCAAGUGUUACCGAGAUGAAAGAUUCAAUGACUGAAAAAUCAAUGUCAUCUUUUAAAGGAUCUAUUGGAGGAAGUUAUGCAGGAUAUGGAGGUGAAUUAAACGCAGCCUAUUCAAAGGAUAAAUCUGUAUCUCAAACCAAUUCAAGAUCAACCUCUGCAACAUCGACUGUCUUUCUUACCGAGGUGGCCUGCAACGUAUCGACUGUCGAGUUGGUAGAGACUGUCUUUCACCCAACCUUUUUAAGAGAUCUCAAGAAAUCACUUUCCGGAAUCGACAUGCUUGAUGUGGUUGAGAAAUACGGUACUCACUAUAUCAAACGUGCAGUAUUGGGAGGAAAGCUUACUCAAUCGACCAUCACCGAUGAAUCAAUGACAAGCUCGCAACAAGAAUCUGAAUGGAGCGAAAGCACCAAAAGAUCGAUUGGAGCAUCCAUCAAGACACCAGUUCUUCAAGGAGGUGGAUCCUAUGGUGAUACAUCAGACUCUACUCAGUCUGGCACACAACAAGACGAGAAGGAGUCCAAAUCAGAGAGAACAUCAAUAGUUACACUUGGAGGAGAGCCAGGAUCGUAUGCACCCGGAAGUUCAUCACAAGGAGAAAUGUUCCAAAAAUGGGCAUCAUCAAUCGAUCUCAGUCCUGCCGUUAUUUCAAGGGAUCUCUUUCCAAUCCGUGAUAUUAUCCCAUCGUCAUGGAUGUCUUCUGUUGCUGGAAAAACAUUCAAGCACUCUGGAUAG
Molecule: messenger RNA, 2520 nt
Organism: Cavenderia fasciculata
Lineage: Eukaryota; Evosea; Eumycetozoa; Acytosteliales; Cavenderiaceae
Exons: 4
Coding region: 1-2520 (839 amino acids)
Source: RefSeq, a predicted model, not a curated record